Molecule: messenger RNA, 705 nt
Organism: Hippocampus zosterae (dwarf seahorse)
Lineage: Eukaryota; Metazoa; Chordata; Actinopteri; Syngnathiformes; Syngnathidae
Product: BPTI/Kunitz domain-containing protein
Exons: 6
Coding region: 50-694 (214 amino acids)
Molecular function (GO): serine-type endopeptidase inhibitor activity
Source: RefSeq, a predicted model, not a curated record
UACAACCAGGAAUCAGUGGGCGAGAGACAGCUCAGAGGCAAGCCGCAGGAUGAAGCACUUAUUACUUUUUGCCAUUAUCUUUGCUGCAUUUCACUUCAGCUAUUCUAAUGUCCCAGAUUUUUGCCACUUAGCCGAUGAUGAAGGUUUCGGCAAUAAGUUCAUCAUUGCUUUGUACUACGACGGCGCCAACGACCAGUGCAGUCCGUUCGUAUACAGAGGCGAAGGAGGCAACGGCAAUCGCUUCCUAAAUGAACGGGAAUGUAUGAAGAACUGCUCGGCCCACAUCGAGCGCAGCUACCCAUCAGAUGCAAGGGAAGCCUGCCUGUUGAAGAAGCUCGGUGGUGGAUGUAACGGCAACUUUCUGAGAUUUUACUACGAUGCAGUGCAUGGGAGGUGCAAAAAAUUCUUUUGGACAGGCUGCCAUGGAAACGGAAACCGAUUUUUUGACGCAGACAGCUGCAACGCUACCUGUGCCGGUGUCCACGAAGAAGGAGAGGAAGAGGAGGAGGAUGAGCUGGACACGCCAAUCGCAAUCAUCUGUGGAGUCUUGAUAGGACUCAUCGUCACAUCGAUCAUCAUAACGAUCAUCGUCUUGACUGUUCAGUCUCAGACAAAGCAGAAGAACGCCCCGGCAAAAAGGAGAGAUGAACAGCCUGAGGUUCCUCUCAGGGAGCAGAGUCUUGAAAUGGCAUAACCCAAUCAACA